Molecule: messenger RNA, 2676 nt
Organism: Lotus japonicus
Lineage: Eukaryota; Viridiplantae; Streptophyta; Magnoliopsida; Fabales; Fabaceae
Product: protein ACCUMULATION AND REPLICATION OF CHLOROPLASTS 3, chloroplastic
Exons: 16
Coding region: 123-2441 (772 amino acids)
Biological process (GO): chloroplast fission
Cellular component (GO): chloroplast; cytoplasm; extrinsic component of plastid membrane
Molecular function (GO): GTPase activity; GTP binding
Source: RefSeq, a predicted model, not a curated record
GUAUUAAACUAUUAUCCACCAGGUUCUCGUUCUCUAUCCACAUUGCAUUGCAGAAGAAAACAGAAAGCAUAGCCAUAGCCAUAGCCAUAGCCAUUGCUCGCUAAAUGGAAAUUCUACUAUAAAUGGAGCUUUCUGCAAUCCCCACCUUCAACGCUGCUACUUCUCAUGCUUCGUUAUUUCCAUUUCCAUCUACUCAACUUCGGUGCUCUCUUCUUCCCCGCUAUCAUGCUACCUUUCGCAAUUCCAAACCCUUCCUUCAGAUCAGGUUUUGCGCGGCGGCGUCAUCGAACGGUUACGGCGGCAGCGGAGUCGAGAGCGGUGAAUCGGACCCUGAUUUCGUCGAAGUUAUUGUCAUUGGUGGUCGGAAGGACGCCGUGCUUGAUUUCUGCUUGAACUCGCCGUUUCAGUUGUCGUCGCUUCGGUUUUGGAAUAUUCUGAUGAAAGAAUCGGAAGAGGUGCAGUUACAACGAUGGUCGAUUCAAGAAGAACCUCGCCCAGAAAUUGUGAAAGCUCCAGCAUUUAUGAAGUCAUGUUCAAAGACUAUUGUCCUUGUAGCUAGUGCAGGAUAUGGAUUGGACCAUACUGUUGCAGUUGAUAUUUUUGAAACUGUAAGGUCGAAAAAUGGAUUAACAGUUGCUAUAGUGCUGAAGCCUUUUAGCUUUGAAGGGUUAAGACGACAAGAUGAGGUGAAAGCUUUGAUGGGGAAACUUAAGGACAACACUAAUUUACUUAUUGAAAUUGAUAUUGAUGCACUGCUUAAAAAAGACUUAUUGACUCUAGAUGAGGCUAUGAAGACUGCGAAUGAUGCAGUUUUGCUAGCUAUUAAGGCUAUAUCUGUUCUAAGAUCUGGGAUGCACAGAAAAUUCAUAGAUAAAAUGCAUGAUGAUAUGAAAGAGACCAGCACUUCAGAAAUCAAUAAAAUACUGGAAUGCUAUAAAGAGGCAAGAAUUGGAUUUGGAGCUGCAUAUAACAUCAGAACUUCAAUUUUUCAGUCUAUAUUUGAUUGUCCUUUCCUCGGUGUUUCUUUGAAGGAUCCAAAUAGCAUAGUGAUAUGCAUUCUCACACGUUCUGUACCCAUCAAUGAUAGUGAUAUAGCAGUGUUUUUGCAUACUUUCCGUCAAACUACACAAUACAUGGGAGAUAUUAUAAUAUCAACAGUAUUUGAGCCUGAUGUCGAGCCCAACCUUCUGAUAACAACUGUCCUUGUGCUUGGCAGUUUAAAUGUUCAGCAGCCUUCCCAGAGUGGGGGUCUACUGUCCAGACUUGCCCUGCAUUUUCCUCAUGUUUUUAGCUUUUGGGGAAAACAUAAUCAGCAACAAAUGGUCACUGGGAAAGAGAAUGCAGUAUGUGAAGAAAUGAUGGGUUCUUAUGACAUUGAUGAGGGGGCAAAUAAGAUUGCUCCCAGUGUCAUGGAUGACAGGUUUGACAAGUACUAUGAAGAGUUGGAGCCAGCAGUGAGCAACAUCAGCUCAAAGUUGUCUGCUUCAAGGGAUGUUGAAAAAGAUGAGGAACAUUUAUUUGACGACACUGCAAAUUAUCCUGCCCUUUAUGACUCCAGUACUGAAGAAGAAUCAAAUCAAGUUGCAUUAGGAGACUCUGCUUUUCCAAGAGAGCAGCUUGAAAACUGGAGUCUUGGUCCUGGAUUUGAAGUGGCAAGGGAAUGGGCCCAAGAACGGGCAGCAGAUGCACCCAUGGUUGAUAACAUAAGCAUAUUCCAUCUUCCUGUUGGUGUGAGGCAUUCAGAAGAGUUGAAAGACUGUUUAGAAAUCUCAGUUAUGACAAAAAAACUUGAGUCUGAAACUGAUAAUGAUAUGAAAGUACCAACGUUAAAUGGAGGUACGUCUAGUUGGAGUAGUGUGACUGAUGCAGGUGUAGGAGCAGUAAGGGAAUUUGCUUCUUCACUUUUGAAGGGAAAGUAUGCUAACAAAUCAAAGAAGGAUGGAGUUCUUUCUGUUCGUGCUGCAUCUAUGCUGGAGUCAGAACGCGAUUUGUCAAAAAAAUGGAGUCCUGUUGUAGAAAUGCAAUACAGGGGAGGAAGAUACAAGGGGCGAUGCCAGGGAGGUCUGCCAGAAGGGAAGGGGCGUCUUAUCCUUGUAGACGGAAGUAUAUAUGAUGGUCUUUGGCGCUAUGGUAAGAGAUCAGGCCUCGGUACUUUCUAUUUCAAAAACGGAGAUAUGUUUCAAGGAUCAUGGAGGGAUGAUGUCAUGCACGGCAAGGGUUGGUUUUAUUUUCACACCAGUGAUCGGUGGUUUGCGAACUUUUGGAAAGGAAAGGCUAAUGGUGAAGGGCGGUUCUACACAAAGUCUGGUGAUGCCUACUUUGGGAAUUUCAAAGAUGGAUGGCGGCAUGGCCAGUUUCUUUGUAUUAAUGCUGAUGGGACAAGGUACACUGAAAUUUGGGAACAUGGUGUUCUUUUAGACAGCAAGCAGUUUGAGGGAUGACGAGCUGGGUAAAUAUGGUUUGCCACAUUUUGUGAUUUCUGUGAAUCUUAUAGUCUUGUCUCAUUUUUCUUUUACUUCUUUCUCUACGUUGUAUAAUAGGUGUUUAUUGUCGGUCGUCUAUUUUGUAUUUUAUUCUAUGUUUUUGCCAUAAGUCAAUUUUUUCCUUUGAACUUCUUUUUUUACUACAAUGAACUUCUGAAUGCGUUUGGUAAAUAAAUUUUUAAUUUCUUUACAA